AUGGCUGCCAGGUACAUUGAAAUUGAUAAUUCUUCCAACUCUGUUAACGAAGAAACUAUCACUAUUCGAAUAACAGGAAGGGAGAAAACUAUAAUAUCAAUUUCAAAUUAUAAACCGAUUUCCAUAAUUGAUGAAUUUAUGGAUAACAAAGGUUAUCGAUUUGUUUACAAUGGCAUGAUACUUAACCCUGCUCUCUCAUUUGCGUUUUACAAAAUCAAAAAUAAUUCGUUGAUAUUUGCUGUGAAAGGCAAGGAAUCAAAUCUCGAUACUGAAAAGAAGUCAAAUUCGCAGAUAGAUAAAACCCACCAACUAAAAGACUAUUUCCAGAGAAAUUGGGCUCAUCAUUUUGCAAAUCCAGAGCAAGCAUUCGAGAAUUCUCAAAAUCCAUCUAUUGUUAAAGAGGCAUUGCGAAUCCAUGACUUAUCUUUAGAAAGAAAAGAAUCAUCAAUCUCUGAAUUUAGGAAACUAACUUCACAUUUUCGAGAAGAGACAAGGAUAAAUGAAAAUAGAAUUAAGAGCCGAUAUCAAGCCGCUGAUUAG
Trichomonas vaginalis G3 is the source of this 540-nucleotide messenger RNA. RefSeq lists its product as uncharacterized. The transcript has a single exon. Bases 1 to 540 code for a protein of 179 amino acids. Lineage: Eukaryota; Parabasalia; Trichomonadida; Trichomonadidae. The record is from RefSeq and is a predicted model, not a curated record.